This is a messenger RNA of Sander lucioperca (pikeperch), 6849 nucleotides long. Its product is annotated as ras-specific guanine nucleotide-releasing factor 1-like. The coding region runs from base 464 to 4237 and encodes 1257 amino acids. Lineage: Eukaryota; Metazoa; Chordata; Actinopteri; Perciformes; Percidae. The transcript has 27 exons. Gene Ontology annotation, molecular function: protein binding; guanyl-nucleotide exchange factor activity. Gene Ontology annotation, biological process: positive regulation of GTPase activity; Ras protein signal transduction. Gene Ontology annotation, cellular component: plasma membrane. The record is from RefSeq and is a predicted model, not a curated record.
AGAAGCUGCGUCUCUGUGGCUCCCGGAGUUUCUGUCCAAGGUGCUGAAAUCUGCUGCUCCGGGGACGGCUCACGUGACUGCGCUUCCUCCCUCUGUGAGAACAGAACAGGAUGCUGUGUGUGCGCGUGUGUAGGCUAUGCACGGGGACACCUCAGUCCUGAUCAUGAGCGAUUCGGGCUCACGCGGAAGGCUUCUCUAAGACGGCGUCGGGGGUUGUUGUAGUAUGCUCGCAGCGUGGAAUUACUGCAUUUGAAUGCGUAACUUUGACUAUACUGUAUGUGCAUCCUUUUCUUCUUCUUUUGUAUUUCUUUCGCCGUUGCAGGCAUUAGUGUGGCAACUGUGGAUGGGCACACGGGAGUGGGCUGCUGCCCACCAAGUCUGACUGUGUUUCGGAGGUGCUGAGAAGAAGAACAUGUAAGAGUCCGCAGGCAUCCCCGCAGAUCCUCUCGGAUUCACAGCCAAAAUGCAGAAAGGUUUGAGACUCAAUGAUGGCCACAUCACCUAUCUGGCUCUUUUGGCCAAGAAGGAUGGGACGAGGCGAGGUUGCCUGAGUAAGAAAAGCUCAGACAACACAAAAUGGCAUUCAAAGUGGUUCGCUUUGUUGCAGAAUAUGCUAUUUUAUUUUGAGAACGACUCCAGCUCACGCCCCUCCGGACUGUACCUGUUGGAGGGAUGUGUUUGUGACAGGGCACCGUCACCGAAACCAUCUCUCUCAGCGAAGGAAUGCUUAGAGAAGCAGUACUACUUUACGGUCACAUUCAAUCAUGACAACCAAAAGGCUUUGGAGCUGCGCACGGAGGACGUCAAGGACUGUGAUGAGUGGGUGGCUGCCAUCAUACAGGCCAGUUACAGGAACCUAGCUACAGAGCAUGAGACCCUCAUGCAGAAGUAUCUUCAUCUACUCCAAAUAGUGGAGACGGAGAAAACGGUUGCCAAGCAACUUCGACAACAGAUAGAGGAUGGGGAAAUCGAGAUAGAGCGGCUAAAAUCAGAGAUCGCUGGACUGCUCAAGGACAAUGAAAAGAUCCAGUCAAAUCCAGAGGUACCUCCCAGUGAAGAUGACACCGAGAUUAAGAAGAUCAAAAAGGUCCAGAGUUUCCUGCGAGGUUGGAUUUGCCGCAGGAAGUGGAAAACCAUCAUCCAGGACUACAUCCGUUCACCCCACGCUGAAAGCAUGAGGAAGAGGAACCAGGUGGUGUUUAGCAUGCUGGAGGCCGAGGCUGAAUAUGUCCAGCAACUCCACAUCCUGGUCAACAACUUCCUGCGGCCGCUCCGCAUGGCCGCCAGCUCCAAGAAGCCGCCCAUUACUCACGAUGAUGUCAGCAGCAUCUUCCUUAACAGUGAGACCAUCAUGUUCCUCCAUCAGAUCUUCUACCAGGGCCUGAAGGCCCGGAUAGCCAGCUGGCCGACACUGGUGCUGGCUGACCUAUUUGACAUCUUGCUGCCCAUGCUGAACAUCUACCAGGAGUUUGUGAGGAACCACCAGUACAGCCUGCAGAUCCUGGCCCACUGCAAACAGAACCGAGACUUCGAUAAGCUGCUGAAGCAGUAUGAGGCCAAGCCCGACUGUGAGGAGAGGACACUGGAGACCUUUCUCACUUACCCCAUGUUUCAGAUCCCUCGUUACAUCCUGACGCUGCAUGAGUUGCUGGCUCACACCCCCCAUGAACAUGUGGAGAGAAACAGUUUAGACUACGCUAAGUCAAAACUGGAGGAACUUUCCAGAAUCAUGCAUGAUGAGGUGAGUGAGACGGAGAACAUCAGGAAGAACCUAGCUAUUGAGCGGAUGAUUGUGGAGGGUUGUGAAGUUCUGCUGGACACCAGUCAGACAUUUGUUAGGCAAGGUUCCCUGAUCCAGGUCCCGAUGAGCGAGAAAGGGAAGAUCACGAGAGGCCGACUGGGCUCUCUGUCUCUGAAGAAAGAAGGCGAGAGACAGUGUUUCCUUUUCUCCAAACAUCUCAUCAUUUGUACCCGAGGCUCCGGUGGAAAACUUCACAUCACUAAGAAUGGAGUGGUCUCUCUCAUUGACUGCACACUGAUGGAGGAGCCAGAGGGGACAGACGAUGAGUCCAAAGGGGAGCGGAGUGGGCAGGACACAGAGCAUCUGGAUUUUAAAGUGAUGGUAGAGCCCAAAGACGUUCAGCCCUACACCAUCAUCCUGGUGGCUUCAUCCCGACAGGAGAAGACAGCGUGGACAAGUGACAUCAGCCAGUGCAUAGACAACAUCCGCUGCAAUGGUCUGAUGAUGAACGCCUUUGAGGAAAACAGUAAAGUCUCCGUGCCACAGAUGAUUAAGUCGGACACCAGCUUGUACUGCGAUGAUGUCGAUAUCCGCUUCAGCAAGAUGAUGAACUCCUGCAAGGUGCUGCAGAUCCGCUAUGCCAGCGUGGAGCGUUUGUUGGAGAGGCUGACCGACUUGCGCUUCCUCUCCAUCGACUUCCUGAACACCUUCCUCCACUCCUACCGCGUCUUCACUAGUGCUGACGUAGUGCUGGACAAGCUCAUCACCAUCUACAAGAAGCCCAUCAGUGCCAUCCCUGCACGUUCUUUGGAGCUUUUCUUUGCCAGCAGCCAGAGCAACAAACUCCUCUAUGGCGAGCCACCCACGUCGCCGCGUGUCAGCCGCAAGUUCUCCUCCCCUCCUCCUCUCUCCAUCACCAAGACGUCCUCGCCUAACCGCCGUCGCAAGCUUUCGCUCAACAUCCCCAUCAUCACAGGGGGCAAAGCCCUGGACCUGGCUGCACUCAGCUGCUCUCCCAAUGGCUAUGCAAGCAUGCACUCCACCAUGUCACCCUUCAGUAAGACCACCCUCGACAUCAACAAGCUCUAUGUGACUAGCACCGUGGCCAGCAAAAUCCCCGAUGAGGGAGAGACCAAAGCGGAAGGCAAAGCUGAGGAGUCUGUCCUCAACAAGCAAGAUCUGUGUGUCAGAGAGGAAUGUGAUGGGGAGCCGAGUCAGAGUGACGAAGCAGAAGCAGAAAUGUCUCCUCCCAAAUCACCAUCAACACCCAAGAACGUCAAGUCCAAAAACUCUGAGUUUUCCCUGUUUUCCUUCAACAAUGGCAUGGUGGUGUCAUCUUGCCGGGAGCUGGACAAUAACCGCAGUGCCCUUUCUGCCGCCUCGGCCUUUGCCAUUGCAACCGCUGGUGCCAAUGAAGGCACACCAACCAAGGAGAAGUACCGUCGUAUGUCGCUCGCCAGCACAGGUUUUCCUACAGACCAGAGGAAUGGGGACAAAGAGUUUGUUAUCAGGAGAGCUGCCACAAACAGAGUCCUGAAUGUGCUGCGUCACUGGGUCUCCAAACACUCGCAGGACUUUGAGCUGAACACAGAGCUGAAGAUGCGGGUAAUUGGCUUCCUGGAGGAGGUGAUGCAUGACCCAGAGCUCCUGACACAGGAAAGAAAGGCAGCUGCCAACAUCAUCAGGACUCUCACUCAGGAGGACCCUGGAGACAACCAGGUCACGCUGGAAGAGAUCACGCAGAUGGCCAUGGAGGACUGUAAGACUGAGCCGUUUGAGAGCCACUCUGCCCUGGAGAUAGCUGAGCAACUCACACUGCUCGACCACCUGGUCUUCAAAGUCAUCCCAUACGAGGAGUUCUUUGGUCAAGGCUGGAUGAAGAAUGACAAGAAUGAGAGAACUCCCUACAUUAUGAAAACAACCAAGCAUUUCAACGAUAUCAGCAACAGGAUCGCCACAGAGAUCCUGCAGUGUGACGAUGUCAACCUGCGAGUGGGGGUGAUUGAAAAAUGGGUGGCAGUGGCUGACAUCUGUCGCUGCCUCCACAACUACAACGCCAUGCUGGAGAUCACAUCCUCUCUCAACCGCAGCUCUGUCUUCCGCCUCAAGAAGACCUGGCUUAAAGUUUCUAAGCAGACAAAGACUGUGAUCGACAAGUUACAGAAGCUGGUGUCAUCAGAGGGGCGUUUCAAAAACUUGAGAGAAGCUCUGAAGAACUGUGACCCUCCCUGUGUUCCCUACCUGGGAAUGUACCUGACUGACCUGGCCUUCAUCGAGGAGGGAACACCUAACUACACCGAGGACAACCUGGUCAACUUCUCCAAGAUGAGAAUGAUAUCUCACAUUAUAAGAGAAAUACGGCAAUUUCAGCAAACGGCUUACAAGAUUGAUUAUCAACCAAAGGUUGCAAAGUACUUGCUGGACAGCAGUUCAGCCCUGGAUGAGGAGAGCCUUUACGACGCAUCUCUAAGAAUCGAGCCCAAAACUUCAUCAUGAAGAGGAUCUCUCUCUCUCUCUCUCUCUCUCUCUCUCUCUCUCUCUCUCUCUCUAUCUAUCUAUUUAUCUCUCUCUCUCUCUCUCUCUCUCAAUCAAAUCAAACCUCAUAUUGAUCAAGUUUCAAGUUAUUUAUUGCAUUAUUUAUUACAGUUCCAGAGAAGCAGUUGUUGGCAAUGAAAAUCUUGGAUCUCAGGCUCCGACCAACAAUGCUCAUUAAAUAUAUAUAAAAAGAGGGGUGACCUGUAGCGGCCCGGGUUUGAAUCCGACCAAAGGCCCUUUGCUGCGUGUCAUCCCCCAUCUCUCCCCCACCUUUCCUGUCUAUACACUUCACUAUCUUAUAAAAAAAGCCCCUCCAAAAAAGAAAAUCACCCAAGUACAAAUUGGCAAUCUAAUACAUAAAAUACUGCAUACAUCAUAGGGAUACAUAUAAAGUAUAUAAAAUAAAAUAAUAUAAAUUUGUAGUAGACAGUAAUUGCAACAUGAAUAAACUAAACAAGGAUCUAGUAAAUAUGUAUGCAUAAUGAGAAAUAAUGAAUAUAUAUAUAUACUGUAUAUAUAUAUAUAUACAGAGAUGUAAACAGGACUGUGUAAAACAGGAAGUGAAAAUUAUAUAUAGGUAACGAUACUGAUGAGCUCAACAGUUCAGCAGUCUUAUGGCCUGUGGGAUGAAGCUGUCCCUGAGCCUGGUGGUGCACCAGCGCAUGCUGCGAUACCGUCCGCAGAACGGCAACCCCUGGGGUGGUUGGGGUCCCUGACAAUCCUUUUGGCUUUCUUUCUGCACCGCUGAGUGUAGAGGUGCUCCAUGGAUGGCAGCGCCGUCCUGGUGAUGAGCUGAGCAGUUUCACCAUCCUCUGUAGAGCUCUGUAGAGGGCGGUGCAACUGCCAUACCAGGCGGUGAUGCAGCCGUUGCUGUGGAGUGUACAGAAACAAUAUAUCAUAAUGUACAUACUAUUAUUUGUAUUAGACACAGUAGGCUGUGCCCUUCUAGUAUGUGGUCCCCAAUGGACUCGUUCUGUAUAAUCGUUAUUAGAGAAUGAGUAGAAGCCCAGAGAGGUUUUAUUUAUAUAGUUACAGAGUAUUUAUAUGUUAUUUAUCGUCUUAAAUACCAUUUUAUGAUAGUUAUUUUCAAACAGAAUACACACAUGAGAGUGCAUACAGACAAGCUAUUUAGUCAUAUCCUAUUGGGAACGUGCAGUACAUAAAAAGCUCUCAUUCAUGGAAAAUGGGGGUCACAUUUGACACAUGAUGAUCAACUCCCACUUUUCUGCACAGAUGUCAAAGUCAAAGAGAAAACUGCACAUAAGCUCAGUUGUCCCCAUACAAGCAUUCUGCCUGAUUAGUAUAGCAGCCAGUAUUUAGCCUAUUUGUCCUCAAGUGUAGAUAUUCAAAGUUAAAAGUAAUACAAAUAUCUGCUAAUCUACUAGCUGCAUGAUCGUUAAUUCAAAGUUGUGUAUUAAGAUUUAAGAUUUCAGUCCUGGUUGAUUUGAAUCCAGCGCAGAAAUGACUCCACCACUAAAAGUAAAUACUGCUAAUUAUUGAAUGUGGAAUGGGAUGUGAUUACCAAAAACAUUAAGGUUUUGAACUUUUUAAAACUUUCCUUUCAGAGAAAUAAAUGGGGUAAAAAGUGGAACUGCUGUGGUGGCUAAAGUUAAAUCAUGUGCUCUGAUGUUUUAUGUAGCCACUGAAUGAGAAAGACACUUGGAAGUGUUGGGAGUCAAACUGAAACAACAUUACCUGCUCAUUUCCGAUUGAACUGGGAAACAUGUUUUCAGUUUGGAGAGAUGGGUUUUUAUGCUUUGCUUCUUAUCACCUUAUUCCCCUGGUGGGCAAAAUGAUGUACAGUAUAAGCGACGGGCAGUGUAUGUAGCAGAUGUAACCAAUAUUGCGCCACUUCAUGAAGUUAAAUUCCCAGCUUCACUCAGACAGUAAGAGCAUAGUUUGUAUGGUUAAUCCUCUUUGGCCAGUGCAUUAUGGUUUUGCCUUAAUCAUGAAAUGGAUUAUAUACCACAAAAGUAUGUAAACUAUUUUGUUCUACGAUUUGCCAAUGAAGCAGAAAUAUUUGCUGUGUACAAUAUUGUGUACAGGCAGUCUGAUGCAUUUCCUAACGUGCAAUGUGUUAAAAACAUAUCCCUCGAAAUGUGUUAUCCUUAUGAUUGUUCAACUCUGUAAUAAAUUCUGUGUAUAAUACUUUAAAGCAAAUGUUGAAAACAACUUAUAAGUGUAACACAUUCUGUAUCCUGUCUACUCCAAUGUGUUAGCAGGACCUAUACAGUAGUAAUAUUGUGCUUAUUCUUAAAAUAUUUAUAGGUAUUUUUUACAGGCUUUGUAUAAAAAAACACCUAAAGCUUAAGUGGCACGCAUGUACCACUUUCACGUGUUCAAAUUAAAUCUAUAUCUAGAACAGUAUGUGAACUGUAUUUAAACCCCACCCUUGCACAUGAAUCUUUACCCUCUUAACAGGCACAUCAAAUGUUUGCAGUGAGCAAUACCCAGUGGUAUGAGGAUUAUCUUUCAGUCUAUUUCAACAGCUUGAGUAGUAUUUCCAGUUUUGUAUAAAAGUGUAUUCUUUCCUGAUUACCUCUUGUUAAUAAAUCUAUUCUUUCUCAGGGGGA